Molecule: messenger RNA, 1352 nt
Organism: Papilio machaon (common yellow swallowtail)
Lineage: Eukaryota; Metazoa; Arthropoda; Insecta; Lepidoptera; Papilionidae
Product: zinc finger protein 625
Exons: 1
Coding region: 42-1349 (435 amino acids)
Biological process (GO): regulation of transcription by RNA polymerase II
Cellular component (GO): nucleus
Molecular function (GO): RNA polymerase II transcription regulatory region sequence-specific DNA binding; DNA-binding transcription factor activity, RNA polymerase II-specific
Source: RefSeq, a predicted model, not a curated record
AUACUAAUGUUUCAACAUCUGAUAUAAUUUGUGAAAGAUGUAUGAAGAUAGCAAUAAAGAGUUAUAAAUUCAUUAAAACUACGCAAGAAAACUCAGAGCAGUUAUGCAAAGUAAUAGAUAUUAUUUCUAAUUCUUUGGAAAGUACAAAACAUGAAAGAGAUGUAUGUCAAACACUUUACAUUUCUUUAGAUCCAGAAAAUUAUACAAGUCAAUUGUUCUAUGAUUACAAUCAAGUUUCAAAACCUUAUUUAACUAACGCUAUAGAGAGAUUUCGAUCUAUAAUCAACACAGAAGAAAUGCAGCCAAGUUCAGAGUACCGAUCUGAAAUAAAAAUAGAAGAAGAUGAAUCUGACUUUAUCAAUAUUGAAAAAAGAAACCAUAAACACAAAUUUAAAACAAAGCAUAGAAAUAAUGUGGCAAUACCUACUAGUGAAAUGCUUUACGAUAAAAAUAAUAGAAAAAAUUUAAUAUGUAAAGGCUGUUUAAAGGAUUUUCCAUCUCUGUCCAAUUUGAGAAACCAUUAUAUAAGAGUUCAUGCACCAAAAGUCUUCAAAUGUUCAGUGUGUCAUAGAAAAUUUGGUUCCCAAUCAAUCUUAGAAGCCCAUAAAAAGGAAAGUCACUGUACCCUUAUAUGUAUGGAGUGUGGUAAAACAUUUCAUAAUAGACAUACACUUAGGAUGCAUGAGAUGGGUCAUGGAGGGCUCAAAUUAGUAUGUCAAGCUUGUGGCAGAACAUACAAAAGUCAUACAACAUUCAAGAAACAUAUAGAACUGAAUAUAUGUGGUCAAAAAACCCGAGCAAAUCCUGCUGAAGCCAAGUUUACAUGUGAUUAUUGUAAUAAAAAGUACACUCAAAAGGUGUCCUUGAGAGUUCACAUACAACAUGAGCAUGGCAACUACAAAAGUCAUGAAUGUAAAUGGUGUAAAAAGAAAUUCUGGGCACUUAGUCGGUUAAAUGCUCACAUAGUGAAACAUACACAAGAAAAAAAGUUUCAUUGUAACAUAUGUGGGGGUAAUUUUGUUACAAAGGAGUCUUUAUUAUACCACACGCGUAUCCACACGGGUGAAAAACCUUAUAAAUGUGAGCAUUGUGAAAGAAGGUUCAUUUCAUCAUCUCGGAGAGCUGAACAUGUGAAAAAUCACCAUUUAAAUGCUACUUUGGAAUGUGAUAUUUGUCAUAACAAGUUCAAAACACAGCUAUGGUUGGAGAAACAUAAAAGGACACAUUUAGACAAGAAUAAUGGCACAAACUUAAUUAGACAAGCUCUAGCCAAUGAUUAUGAAAUUCAAAUGUCAGAGGAAGAUAAAAUUUAUCUAGAAGUAUCUGAUUGUGAAGAUUAUUGCUUAUGAUUG